Helicoverpa zea (corn earworm) is the source of this 1247-nucleotide messenger RNA. RefSeq lists its product as uncharacterized. The transcript is spliced from 4 exons. Lineage: Eukaryota; Metazoa; Arthropoda; Insecta; Lepidoptera; Noctuidae. The record is from RefSeq and is a predicted model, not a curated record. Bases 549 to 1028 code for a protein of 159 amino acids.
AUAUCACGAUAUUUUAUACCUUUAUCGCCUCUAAUUUGUCCAUUAGGAUUGAAAUCUCUCUUAUGUGCAUUUGUAUAAUGCAACAUAUCUUUAUAGACAAGUUUAUCUUUGCUCGAUAUUAGUUUCAAAUCAGGUUUUCUUCGAAGUAAAAGUUCUUUUAAACCAGGGGUUAAAUUGUAGCUUUUGUCGCCAACUUUAAUUAAAAUGACAUUAUCAUCAUUCACACUAUCUAUUUUAGAAAAUGAAACUAUUGAAUUACCCAUUAGUAAUUUUUUGUUUGCACUCCUUAUUCCAAAUGGUAUAUUUACCCCAUCAUAAAUAUCAUGGAUAUCACUGCCCUCUAAUGAUAUUUCUAAAUCAUCCAGUAAUUCUGUCUGGGGAGACUUUUUAACGAACUGUUUAGAAUUCAGUUCUGGUUCGCAGCAUUCUUCAAACUUUGUAGAUGAGCUAGUAUUAAUGUCAUCCAAUUCCAUUUCUUCAAAAUUAGAUCUGCAGCUGUAGUUUGAGUCAACUGGUCCUUUGUUUACAAUUUAGUUAUUUUGAGAAUCAUGUCGAGAUCACCAUGCUACAGUCCGGAUUUUAAUAUUAUGGAUCCUAACAGAACUUCGUCAUUGAAUAACGAUUCGGAGGGAAUAAAUUUACAAAACACGAUGGACGACAUCAAUGAUCCUAUAACUCAUCCUUUUAAUUUUGCCCAAGAUAGGGAGAGUUGGUAUGCUGAAGUAGCAGCAGCAGCACAAGAGGAAUAUCGUCUUGAAAAAGCAAAGAGACAAACAUUAAAGAAGAGGAAAGUUAAAUCAAAAUCUUUGAAAACUAAAUCUUUUAUCAUGCGUAAAGAAUCGGAUCGUGCGCAACGCGUAAUAAAAAUUAUAAUUUAUGACUUGGACGGUGGCAAUAUGGAUGAAAUAUCAUCUAAUCCUGAAGAUGCAAGUGUGAAUGUGCAGUAUUUAGUGACUAGUGAAUAUGAUGAUAUUAUGACUGAAACUGAAUAUUUAGUUGGUAAAAUUGUAAAGAAAUUAAGCAAAUAGAUGUGUAUGUUUAGUUGUAGAUAAAGAAUAAGACUUUUUGUUUAUUAGCUUGUAAAUAAUACUUUACAAUGUACAUUUUAAUUUGUAAUUAAAAUAAUAGCCCUAAGUUUAGUAUAGUAGUUCACUUUUUAGUAGUACAGAAAUAGUUUGUUAUUUAGUUUUAUUAAUAGUUUAUUUUUUAGUACUUAGUGACUGGUCCCUUUGUAUAUUUAUUGUGAA